GAGCGAGUAACUGAACUGAACCCCGGGAGAGGAAGGAGCAGAAGAGGGAAAGAGGGCCGCUGCCCUGAAGGAGGAGCUGAGCAGACGGAGCUCCUCUGCUCUGAUGCUGGCGGGGGAACAGCAGAGGCUGGCAGCACAGCUCGCCCUCCGGAGCGGGGAGCCCACGUCCUGACCACGGGAGAGGGGCGGGAGGCGGGCAGACCGGGCGGCCAUGGCGAAGCUCACCCACGAGGACGGCCAAAACCGCCAGCUCCGACAAAAGCUGGCGGCACUCAGCCGCCAGAUGGACGAGCUGGAGGAGGCCGGCAGGGCUUUACAGAGGGCGGAGGAGGAGCUGCAGGGCCUGUGCGACGCCAUCAGCCGGGGGGAGCACGGGGACUCGGGGCUCGAGGCGGAGGCGGAGGAGCUGCGGAGGCGCGUGCGGGAGCUGGGCGGGAAGGACCAGGAGCUCCAGAGGCUGGAGGAGCAGUGCGGGGACCUCCGCGGGAGGCUGGGCGAGGAAGCGGCACGCGGCCGAGGCCUGGCGGCUGAGCUGGAGGAGCUCGGCAGGAGGGUGGCGUCUCUGGAGCAGCUGGAGGAUGCGUUGAGCAGGAGCAGACAGGAAUGCUGCUCUCUGCAGUGCAGCCUGGAGAGAGAGAGGGGGGCUGCGAGGCUCCAGUCUCAGGAGCUGGAGAGCCUGAAGGAGAGAAUCAGAGAGCUGGAAGCCGUGGAGAGCAGGCUGGAGAAGACGGAACUCUCCCUGCAAGAGGACUUCACCAAACUGAAGACGCUGACUGUGAUGCUCGUGGACGAACGCUCGGCCAUGGGGCAGAAGCUGAAGCAGACGGAAGACAGACUCCAAGCGGAGCAGAACCGAGCGGCAGCCGCGGCCGAGAAGCUCAUGGAGGAAACUCGAAAGGCAGUGAAGGCCAGAGCGGAUGUGGAAGACAGAAUGUCCAGGGUCGCCAAGGAGAGAGAUGAUCUGAGAAGCAAACUCAAAGUGGAAGAAGAGAGAGGACAGGAUCUCCUGUCCAAAGUGAAUACGCUGAAAACCAGGCUUCAGUCUUUGGAAGGGGUUGAGAAGGAUUCCCUUAAAAACAGACGAAGCCAAGAUCCUAGUAAGUCCACAACAGCGUUACACCAAGAAAACAAUAAGAUCAAAGAGCUUUCUCAAGAAGUGGAGAGACUGAGACUGAGGCUGAAGGAUAUGAAAGCCAUUGAGGACGACCUCAUGAAAACAGAGGAUGAGUACGAGAUUCUAGAACAGAAAUAUGUCAGCGAGAAAGACAGGACUCAGUUUUUAACUAAAGAGCUGAAGCACGUUAAGAUGGAGCUUGCGAAAUAUAAACUAGCAGCAAAGACAGAACCCAGCCAGGAGCAGUGGCUUUUCAAAAGGCUUCAGGAAGAGGAAGCCAGGUCAGGGCAUCUCUCCAGAGGACUGGAGGCACUGAAAGGGCAAGGCGGUGCGCACAUGACGGCCGAGGCCCUGGCGUGCCACCCCCAGGGAGGCCACUUGGUUCUGCAGAGGAAGCUCAGUCAGCAAGAAGACGGGAGCAGGGAUUCAGGGAGAGAGACGGAAAGCCUCUCCAAGGAGCUAGAGAGGAACAAGCAUUUCAGUAAGAGCCUCCGGCCUGGCCGCAAUGGGAGAAGAGUCUCCGACCCACUGCUGCUUUCCAGAGGAGUUCAGAGGGAAGCCGGAGACAACGAGCCUCCCGAUUACAAGAGUCUCAUCCCACCGGCAAGGGCAGCGGUCCCCAAUGGGCGGCUACGGGAAGAGAGUGAGGACCAGGGCGAGCCCAGCGAUGAGGACGCCCUGCUGUCCUUCCAGGGCGGCCCCCCUGCCCCCUGCCCCGUUACCAGGAAACUAUGGACUCCUUGGGUGAACUUCAAGGAGGGCCAUGCUCAGAAUGGGAGUGUACCGAGUAAGCCCAAUGGUAAUUUCGGGCUGCCUGCAGACGUGGUCCUCAGCCACGUCCCCGGACAGCCGCUUCACAUCAAGGUCACUCCAGACCAUGCCCAGAACACAGCCACUCUUGAGAUCACAAGUCCAAGCACGGACAGCCCUCACUCGUACACCAGCACCGCAGUGAUACCCAACUGUGGAGCACCAAAGCCAAGGGUGACCAUCCUCCAGAACGCCUCCAUCAGCUCCGUCAAGCCCCAACCCUCUGCCGAGGGCCUGGGGAGUCCGGAGCGCGGUAUGUCCCCGGCGUCUGUGGCAGCCUUUGCCAGGGCGCAGACCCCAGAGUCUGGUGGCUCCCUGACUCCAGAAAGGACGAUCUCACCCAUCCAGGUCCUGGCUGCUGCUGGUUCAGCCAGCUCUCCUGAGCAAGGACGCUCCCCAGAGCCGAGAGAAGUCUGUGCCAAGCACGCCAUCUUCAGGGUCUCUCCAGACCGGCAGCCACCGUGGCAGUUUCAGCGUUCAAACAGCAGUAACUCCAGUGUGAUAACUACUGAGGAUAAUAAAAUCCACAUUCACUUAGGAAGUUCUUACGUGCAUGCGGUAGCCAGCCCCGUGAGGCCUGCCAGCCCUUCAACACCACAGCAGGAGAACCGAACUCAAGGCUUGAUGAACGGGGUGCUGAGCAGAGCCACCGGUAAGGUGACCAGCAGUAUCACCAUCACACCAGCAGUCACGCCUCUUCCCCGACAGUCACAGAUCACAGUAAGUAACAUCUACAACUGACGGCCCUCACCCUCGCCCCUUCAGGCUGACUUUCAGUCCUCCUGGUAAGUCCUCCCAGAAGACUGGAUGAACGUGGACCUUGGGGACUUUGUGCAUGAACUGUCCAGGAGAAAUUGGAGCUAGCGGUCGCCCGCCCGCCUGCCUGCCUGCCUGGCCAUACCAAGUGUGCACUUACUGUUCUGUUUGCCUUUUCCUGCCCGUGCCUGUAGGGGAAUACACAGCCGCACUUGUACGAAUGCAUCUGUGCAUCUGUGUGGGUCUGAUUUUCCAUAACUCACAUUAAUUGGAAUGCAACUUGUCGUGGUGGAUAGUUUAACCUUAUAAAGCAGUAAAUGAUUGGUUAUUUUUACCACUGCUUGCUGAAUUUUCUUUUAGUCAUCUUGUAUUAUAUAUAUUUUUUGCAUGUUCAAUAGAAUUUUGUUUCCUGUU
Molecule: messenger RNA, 3094 nt
Organism: Erinaceus europaeus (western European hedgehog)
Lineage: Eukaryota; Metazoa; Chordata; Mammalia; Eulipotyphla; Erinaceidae
Gene: FILIP1L
Product: filamin A interacting protein 1 like
Exons: 1
Coding region: 212-2665 (817 amino acids)
Source: RefSeq, a predicted model, not a curated record